ACAAAAAGAAAAUUCGAUAGAUCGUCUGCAAGAUGGCGUCAAGCAGCCGGAGCAGAGAGGAGAGGUGGAGUCUGGCCGGCAAGACGGCGCUCGUCACCGGAGGAAGCAAGGGAAUCGGGCGCGCGAUCGUGGAGGAGCUCGCGGGGUUCGGGGUGCGGGUGCACACGUGCGCCCGCAGCGACGCCGACCUGCAGGAGUGCCUUCGCCAGUGGCGCGCCGACGACCGCCUCGCGCGCGUCACGGCGUCCGUCUGCGACGUCUCCGUGCGCGGCGACAGGGAGCGCCUCGUGGCCGCGGCGCGCGAGGAGUUCGGCGGCAGGCUGGACAUCCUCGUCAACAACGCCGGGCAGACCUUCUUCAGGGCGGCCACGGAGAGCACGGCGGAGGACUACGCCCGCCUCAUGGCCACCAACCUCGAGUCCUGCUUCCACCUCGCCCAGCUCGCGCACCCGCUCCUCCUCGAGGCCGCGGCGGCGGCGGGGGGCGCCAGCAGCAUGGUGAACAUCUCCUCCAUCGCCGGGUUCGUCUCCUACCCUGCGCUGUCGGUGUACUCGGCGACUAAGGGAGCCAUGAACCAGCUCACCCGGAGCCUCGCCGCCGAGUGGGCGCAUGACAACGUGCGCGUCAACUGCGUCGCGCCGGGAAGCGUCCGGACCGACAUCACCGGCAGCAGCGGCAUAACGAUGGACCCAGAGGUGGCGCAGGAGAUGAUGGAGGCGGAGCUGGCGCGGGUCCCCAUGCGCCGCAUCGGCGAACCAGAGGAGAUCUCCUCCAUGGUCGCCUUUCUCUGCAUGCCGGCCGCGUCCUACAUCACCGGGCAGGUCAUCUGUGCCGACGGCGGCCGCACCAUAGCCGCCUAGACCUUGCUAGCUAGCUACGUCGACGGCUCUUUGGCUGGCUUUCCUA
Messenger RNA from Phragmites australis (common reed), 906 nucleotides. Its product is annotated as noroxomaritidine/norcraugsodine reductase-like. Gene Ontology annotation, molecular function: oxidoreductase activity. Lineage: Eukaryota; Viridiplantae; Streptophyta; Magnoliopsida; Poales; Poaceae. The transcript has 2 exons. The record is from RefSeq and is a predicted model, not a curated record. Bases 33 to 860 code for a protein of 275 amino acids.